UGUGACAUCAGGUGGUUUAAUCCGGAAACGGCACCGGCGGCAGAGGCUACAGCACCAAGGGGCCGUCGUUGGUGGGCGCGCCGGGGAAAGAGUAAGAGGAACGUAACCCGGAAGCGGAAGCUGGCCCCCUUCCCAGCUCGGGCCUGCCAGUGGACACUAAUACCACCAUGGACCUGUUGUUCGGGCGCCGGAAGACGCCAGAAGAGCUGCUGAGACAGAACCAGAGGGCUCUGAACCGCGCCAUGAGGGAGCUGGACCGUGAACGACAGAAGCUAGAGACCCAGGAGAAGAAAAUCAUUGCAGACAUCAAGAAGAUGGCCAAGCAGGGCCAGAUGGAUGCUGUGCGCAUCAUGGCAAAAGACCUAGUGCGCACUCGGCGCUAUGUACGCAAGUUUGUUUUGAUGCGGGCCAAUAUCCAGGCUGUGUCCCUCAAGAUUCAGACGCUCAAGUCCAACAACUCAAUGGCUCAAGCCAUGAAGGGUGUCACUAAGGCCAUGGGCACAAUGAACAGACAGCUAAAAUUGCCCCAGAUCCAGAAGAUCAUGAUGGAAUUUGAGCGGCAGGCAGAGAUCAUGGACAUGAAGGAGGAGAUGAUGAAUGAUGCCAUUGAUGAUGCCAUGGGUGAUGAGGAAGAUGAAGAGGAGAGCGAUGCUGUUGUAUCCCAGGUCUUGGACGAGCUGGGACUGAGCCUGACAGAUGAACUGUCCAACCUCCCCUCCACUGGAGGUUCACUCAGUGUAGCUGCUGGUGGGAAAAAAGCAGAAGCCGCAGCUUCAGCCCUGGCUGAUGCUGAUGCAGACCUGGAGGAGCGGCUCAAGAACCUACGGAGAGACUGACUGCCCCCCUGCUACUUGGGAGUGGAGGGACCAGUGAAUGUCUGGAACCCUUACCAUAAGCACUCUGUAAUAAAAGAGAUUGGACACUAGUUCUGGUUCUGUGACUACAGUACCAGCCUGAUAUGGGACCAGGCUGGGAUCCCUGGGGGCAGGAAUGGUAAUCACUAAGGCUCAAUAAAGCAGGCACUUGACUUGAA
Molecule: messenger RNA, 1033 nt
Organism: Carlito syrichta (Philippine tarsier)
Lineage: Eukaryota; Metazoa; Chordata; Mammalia; Primates; Tarsiidae
Gene: CHMP2A
Product: charged multivesicular body protein 2A
Exons: 6
Coding region: 168-836 (222 amino acids)
Biological process (GO): late endosome to vacuole transport; protein transport; endosome transport via multivesicular body sorting pathway
Cellular component (GO): multivesicular body; ESCRT III complex
Source: RefSeq, a predicted model, not a curated record